UCUCCACAAAGUUGCGCUGGUGUCACGACGAAGAGCAGAUUCAAUAAUGACUCUUUUCUCGUGACUCUUAGAUGAAGCAACUAAAAAUACCUUGCUUCGGACAUUGAAUCGAACUUUUUAUAAGCUUCACGGUCAUUAUACAGACAUCUCAUUCUUUUAUAGUACAUAAACCGCACCUCAUCAAUACCGAAUUUCUUAAAAGCUGAGCUGGCCUAUCUUCACUUACACUAAGAGCUUUACGCCUUGGCAGGCUCAUACUUCUGGAAUCUCAAUAGUUGAUGAUAACGAUAUACUCGACCCAAGUACACACAUACUCCAUAAUUAGAAAAGCACAUCGAGUUACUGCGAAGAUGCGGUCGUCGGCUCUUCGGUCAGCUAAAAGCGCACUUCCCUAUGCAACAAGGAAUUACUCCACCCGGGUUCGACAUCUUAUGUCAAUCAGCGAUCUGACGGGUGCUGAAUUUUCACAACUGGUAUUAAAUGCCGCGGCUCACAAAAAGGCCGUGAAAUCCGGAGGCAUUCCGGCAGGCCUAAACAGAAAGUUAACGGGGCAGACGGUGGCCAUGAUGUUCAGCAAGCUAAGCACCCGUACUAGAGUCUCGACGGAAGCUGCCGUGGCUAUGUUAGGAGGUCAUCCUAUGUUCCUUGGGAAAAACGACAUUCAACUAGGAGUAAAUGAGUCGUUGAAGGAUACGUCCAAGGUUAUCUCAUCCAUGACAUCCUGCAUGGUGGCUCGGGUCGGGCCUCAUAGUGAUGUUGCCGACUUAGCAAAGUACUCGAGCGUUCCGGUCAUCAACGCGCUAUCUAAUGGUUUCCAUCCCCUUCAAAUAAUUGCUGAUUUCCUUACGAUCCAUGAGUCCAUUCCCAGGGCUCCUACAGAGAGUGUCAUACCAAAGGGGUUGAAGGUGGCUUGGGUUGGAGACGCAAACAACGUAUUAUUCGACUUCGCCAUCGCUUGUCUAAAAUUAGGUGUCGAGAUAUCAGUCGCUACGCCUCGGGGUUACAGCAUCCCGCAGGACAAAGUAGAGUUGAUCACAAGUCAAGCCAAGUCCGCAUCCACACCAGGUGUUCUAAACCAAACUUAUGUUCCGGAGGAGGCUGUGAAGGAUGCUGAUAUCAUAGUAACUGAUACCUGGAUUUCCAUGGGCCAAGAAGAGGAGUCCAAGAAACGACUGAAAGAUUUCGCUGGUUUCCAGGUUAACAACGAGCUGGCUAAGCGAGGUGGAGCAAAGCCAGACUGGAAAUUUAUGCAUUGCUUACCUCGUCACCCUGAGGAGGUCGCCGAUGAGGUUUUCUAUUCUCCCCGGUCCCUCGUCUUCCCCGAAGCAGAAAAUAGGCUCUGGGCUGCUGUUGCGGCACUCGAAGGGUUCGUGGUAAACAACGGGGAAAUAUCCCCAACUUCCUAUGCGUAGUUCUGGAGAAGGUAACAUUAUCUACUACGGAGCAGCAUAUACUGGUUUAUGUGAGAUUGAUCUGACAGCUUCGAGGUAAAUGAGGCGGUGUUCAAAAUGCUUUCUAGUCUGAUACGUGUAUCAAUUUCGGUUGGCAUGGUCAAAAAGGGGGAUCACAAUGAGAAAAUUUCAGGCUCUGUAUAGAAU
Molecule: messenger RNA, 1598 nt
Organism: Daldinia loculata
Lineage: Eukaryota; Fungi; Ascomycota; Sordariomycetes; Xylariales; Hypoxylaceae
Product: ornithine carbamoyltransferase precursor-like protein
Exons: 3
Coding region: 279-1412 (377 amino acids)
Biological process (GO): L-citrulline biosynthetic process
Cellular component (GO): mitochondrion
Molecular function (GO): amino acid binding; ornithine carbamoyltransferase activity
Source: RefSeq, a predicted model, not a curated record